AGCCGCUCGGUUUGGUGCAGCCCUGUUCCCCGCGGCGAAUGGUACGGCCCGGGCCCCUCAGCCGCCCGCUUCCCGCAGCAGGUCUGAGUGGGUCGCACCCCCGGUGCAGACGCGGAACUGGCGCCUGCUCGCCGUGGCUCCGGGCUCGGAAGCCACGAGCGCUGCGCGGCCGGGAGGCGGCAGGCGGGCCCGACAGGUUCCUCUGAGCUGGGAGAUUAUAUCAGAAUUCCUCCUGGGAACGCUGACUUCUCUGCAAUGAACUGAUACAUUGGAACCAUGGUGCAAAAGAAGUUCUGCCCUAGAUUACUCGAUUAUCUAGUGAUCGUAGGGGCAAGACACCCAAGCAGCGACAGUGUGGCUCAGACACCCGAACUGCUGCGGCGGUACCCAUUAGAGGAUCACCCUGAGUUUCCCCUGCCCCCAGAUGUGGUGUUCUUCUGCCAGCCUGAGGGAUGUCUGAGCGUGCGGCAGCGACGCAUGAGCCUUCGAGAUGAUACCUCUUUUGUCUUCACUCUGACUGACAAGGACACUGGAGUCACCCGCUAUGGCAUCUGUGUUAACUUCUACCGCUCCUUCCAAAAGCGAGUGCCGAAGGAAAAGGCGGAAGCAGGAGCAGGACCCCGUGGGAAGGAGGCUGGCACUCAGAGCUCAGAGAGUGGCUCAGCCUUGCAGCCUCCUAGUGCUGACUCCACUCCUGACGUGAACCAGUCUCCUCGGGGCAAACACCGUGCAAAAAUGGGCAGCCGCUCCCGCAACAGUACCCUGACAUCCCUGUGUGUGCUUAGCCACUAUCCUUUCUUCUCGACCUUCAGAGAGUGUCUGUAUACUCUCAAACGUCUGGUAGACUGCUGUAGUGAACGGCUGCUAGGCAAGAAACUGGGCAUCCCACGCGGUGUUCAGAGGGACACGAUGUGGCGAAUCUUUACUGGAUCUCUGCUUGUGGAGGAAAAGUCAAGCGCCCUUCUGCAUGACCUUCGAGAGAUUGAGGCCUGGAUCUACCGGUUGCUGCGCUCCCCAGUACCUGUUUCUGGGCAGAAGCGAGUGGAUGUUGAGGUCCUACCCCAGGAACUGCAGCCAGCCCUGACGUUUGCUCUUCCAGACCCCUCUCGGUUCACCCUAGUGGACUUCCCCCUCCACCUUCCCCUGGAACUUCUGGGCGUGGACGCUUGUCUUCAGGUGCUAACCUGCAUCCUGCUGGAGCACAAGGUGGUGCUACAGUCUCGCGACUACAACGCGCUCUCCAUGUCUGUGAUGGCCUUUGUGGCAAUGAUCUACCCGCUGGAGUACAUGUUUCCCGUCAUCCCACUGCUCCCGACCUGCAUGGCGUCAGCAGAGCAGCUCCUCUUGGCUCCAACCCCAUACAUCAUUGGAGUUCCUGCCAGCUUCUUCCUCUACAAGCUAGACUUCAAAAUGCCCGAUGAUGUGUGGCUAGUGGAUCUGGACAGCAAUAGGGUGAUUGCCCCCACCAAUGCAGAAGUGCUACCUGUCCUGCCAGAACCAGAAUCAUUAGAGCUGAAAAAACACUUGAAGCAGGCCCUGGCCAGCAUGAGUCUCAAUACCCAGCCCAUUCUUAAUCUGGAGAAAUUCCACGAGGGCCAGGAGAUCCCACUUCUCUUGGGAAGGCCUUCUGGUGACCUUCAGGCCACGCCUUCCACUGAGUUCAAUCCACUCAUUUAUGGCAAUGACGUAGACUCAGUCGAUGUUGCAACGAGAGUGGCCAUGGUCCGUUUCUUCAACUCUGCUAACGUGCUGCAGGGCUUUCAGAUGCACACACGUACCCUGCGACUCUUCCCCCGACCUGUGGUAGCUUUCCAAGCUGGCUCCUUUUUGGCCUCACGUCCCCGACAGACUCCCUUUGCUGAGAAACUGGCCAGGACUCAAGCUGUGGAGUACUUUGGAGAAUGGAUCCUAAACCCUUCUAACUAUGCCUUUCAGCGGAUUCACAACAAUAUGUUUGAUCCAGCCCUUAUUGGUGACAAGCCAAAGUGGUAUGCUCACCAGCUGCAGCCCGUCCAUUAUCGAGUCUACGACGGCAGUUCUCAGCUGGCUGAGGCCCUGAGUGGGCCACCGGAACGUGAUUCUGAUUCUGACCCCACUGAUGACAGUGGCAGUGAUAGUGUGGAAUGUGAUGACUCGAGCUCGUCCUACUCCUCCCUUGGAGACUUCGUCAGUGAGAUGAUGAAGUGUGACAUCCAUGGUGACACCCCUAAUGUGGAUCCGCUGACGCACGCAGCCCUGGGAGAUGCCAGCGAAGUGGAUAUUGAUGAGCUGCAGACCCAGAAAGAGGGAGAGGAGCCCGGUCCAGACAGUGAGAACUCUCAGGGAAAUCCCCCGCUGCGCUGGAGCCCUGGCGCUACUGCCCAUGGUGCCCACUCUGAACACGCCGAUUCUACAGAGAUGGAUGAUAAGGCAACAGCAGGCAGCUCCAGGUCCCUCACGCCUGUGCCUCCCAGCAUUUGCAAAUCUACUGUGGACAGGAGACAGACAGAGACUGCAGAGGGGUCAGUGUGCCAGCGAACCUAUGACAAUCCAUACUUCGAGCCCCAAUAUGGCUUUCCCCCUGAGGAAGAUGAGGAGGAGGAGGGGGAAAGCUACACUCCCCGAUUCAGCCAACAUGUCGGUGGCAAUCGGGCUCGAAAGCUGCUGCGGCCCAACAGCUUGAAACUGGCAAGUGACUCAGAUGCAGAGUCAGACUCCCGAGCAAGCUCUCCCAAUUCCACGGUCUCCAACAACAGCACCGAGGGCUUCGGGGGCAUCAUGUCUUUUGCUAGCAGCCUGUAUCGGAACCACAGUACAAGCUUCAGCCUCUCAAACCUCACACUGCCCACCAAAGGUGCCCGAGAGAAGACUACACCAUUCCCCAGCCUGAAAGUAUUUGGGCUAAAUACUCUAAUGGAGAUUGUUACUGAAGCCGGCCCUGGGAGUGGUGAAGGAAACAGGAGGGCCUUGGUGGACCAGAAGUCAUCUGUCAUUAGACACAGUCCGACUGUGAAAAGAGAGCCUCCAUCACCCCAGGGCCGGUCCAGCAAUUCCAGUGAGAACCAACAGUUCCUGAAGGAAGUGGUGCACAGUGUGCUGGACGGCCAGGGCGUAGGCUGGCUCAAUAUGAAAAAGGUACGCCGGCUGCUGGAGAGCGAGCAGCUUCGAGUCUUUGUACUGAGCAAACUGAACCGUGCAGUGCAAUCAGAGGAUGAUGCCCGGCAGGAUGUCAUCCAAGAUGUGGAGAUCAGUCGGAAGGUGUACAAGGGGAUGCUAGACCUCCUCAAGUGCACAGUCCUCAGUCUCGAGCAGUCCUAUGCCCACGCAGGUCUGGGUGGCAUGGCCAGCAUCUUUGGGCUUUUGGAGAUUGCCCAGACCCACUACUAUAGUAAAGAACCAGACAAACGAAAGAGAAGCCCAACAGAGACCCCUAUGGGCAAGGAUCCUGGUCUGGCUGGGCGGGGGGACCCAAAAGCUAUGGCACAGCUAAGGGUCCCUCAGCUGGGUCCUCGGGCACCAAGUGCUACAGGGAAGGGUCCUAAGGAGCUGGACACAAGAAGUCUAAAGGAAGAGAAUUUUGUAGCGUCUGUCGAAUUGUGGAACAAGCACCAGGAAGUGAAAAAGCAAAAGGCUUUGGAAAAACAGAGGCCAGAGGUAAUCAAGCCUGUCUUUGACCUUGGUGAAACAGAGGAGAAAAAGUCCCAGAUUAGCGCAGACAGCGGUGUGAGCCUGACAUCUGCUUCCCAGAGGACUGAUCAAGACUCGGUCGUUGGUGUGAGUCCAGCUGUUAUGGUCCGAAGCUCAAGUCAGGAUUCUGAAGUUAGCACCGUGGUGAGUAACAGUUCUGGAGAGACCCUUGGAGCAGACAGCGACCUAAGCAGCAAUGCAGGGGAUGGGCCAGGAGGAGAAGGCUGUGCCCACUUGACAAGCUCUCGGGCUACUCUGUCUGAUAGUGAAAUUGAAACCAAUUCCGCCACAAGCACCAUCUUUGGUAAAGCCCAUAGCUUGAAGCCAAAGGAGAAGUUGGCUGGCAGUCCAAUUCGCUCUUCUGAAGACGUAAGCCAGCGAGUCUAUCUGUAUGAGGGACUACUAGGCAAAGAGCGUUCUACUUUAUGGGACCAGAUGCAAUUCUGGGAAGAUGCAUUCUUAGACGCUGUGAUGUUGGAAAGAGAAGGGAUGGGCAUGGACCAGGGUCCUCAGGAAAUGAUCGACAGGUACCUGUCCCUGGGAGAACAUGACCGGAAGCGUCUGGAGGAGGAUGAAGACCGCUUGCUGGCCACACUUUUACACAACCUCAUAUCCUAUAUGCUGCUGAUGAAGGUGAACAAGAAUGACAUCAGGAAGAAAGUACGGCGCCUAAUGGGAAAGUCCCACAUUGGUCUUGUAUACAGCCAACAAAUCAAUGAGGUGCUUGAUCAGCUGACCAAUCUGAGUGGACGUGAUCUCUCCAUCCGGUCCAGUGGCAGCCGCCACAUGAAGAAGCAGACGUUUGUUGUACAUGCAGGGACAGACACAAAUGGAGAUCUCUUCUUCAUGGAAGUGUGUGAUGACUGUCUGGUGUUACGCAGUAGCAUUGGCACAGUUUAUGAGCGCUGGUGGUACGAGAAGCUCAUCAACAUGACCUACUGUCCCAAGACCAAGGUCCUGUGCUUGUGGCGUAGAAAUGGCUCUGAGACCCAGCUCAACAAGUUCUAUACUAAGAAGUGUCGCGAGCUGUACUACUGCGUGAAGGACAGCAUGGAGCGCGCCGCAGCCCGGCAGCAAAGCAUCAAACCUGGGCCUGAACUAGGUGGUGAGUUUCCCGUGCAGGACAUGAAGACCGGAGAGGGCGGCUUGCUGCAAGUCACCCUGGAAGGGAUCAACCUCAAGUUCAUGCACAACCAGGUUUUCAUAGAGCUGAAUCACAUUAAAAAGUGCAAUACAGUUCGAGGCGUCUUUGUCCUGGAAGAAUUUGCAGGUAAAGUGACCUCGGCUCGUGCUGCCUUUCCCCAGGCCCCAGCCUUGGGCCCUGUAGUGGUUCCUGAAAUUAAAGAAGUGGUGAGCCACAAGUACAAGACGCCGAUGGCCCACGAGAUCUGCUACUCUGUGUUGUGUCUCUUCUCAUAUGUGGCUGCAGUUCGUAGCAGUGAAGAAGACCUCCGAACCCCACCUCGGCCUGUCUCUAGCUGAUAGAGGGGUUCGCAGCUGGCCUAGCUCACAGGUCGCCCUCACUCCUGCUGCUCUUCAUCAUUGAAGCUGCUGGGAUGGAGAGGGGAUGUGUGGGUUCUCUGCAAGCUCCUCCCCACAGUUCAGCUGGUUUUGUGUGAUGUCUGAAGUGGGUCUUUGUGUCUGUCCGUCCCAUUCCCUUCUCUUCCUCCAACACCAGACUAGCCUACUAUCCCCUCAGGGCUCCAGAGAGUGUGUAUCUGUGGGGCCACUGUGAGCCCCCCAGGAAGUGUUCUGGAGAUGUUUGUUCUGUGAUUCCAUGUCCUUAGACCCUCCAGUUUAGGGGUCUUCUCUCCGUCUUCUGUGAUGUGGCACUGUAGGGUACAUGGCACAGUUCCUUGGGGUCAGCCUUCCUGACCGAGGGUUGGGUGGGAGGAAAGGAUCUGAGGGAAGCAGGUGUGAAUGGCAGCCUUCCUGCCUCCUCACACGAUUCCUAAACUGUGGCCGCAGGUCAUGUUGCUGCCUGCCCCACCCCAUCGGCGACACGGUGUUCCUGGACUGACCGCUAUGUGCGGAGCUGGGAUCCUUACAGUGAUCUCCCUGGCCUCUGGCACAAGAUGACUGAGGGGUGAGGGUGAUGGUCUGCCUGAGAGCCAAGCCGAGUCCAACAUGCGUGUCUGUCUGCACAGAGUGUGUCCUGGCUUCAGGCCAGGAGGAGGACAUGGACUGGACAGGAGAUGAAUGUAAAUAUUCCAGAUCUGCGUUAUUUAUAGAAAGUGUACAGCUGUCUGAUGUGAAGUAAAUGUCUUUAACUCUGCUUGCA
Molecule: messenger RNA, 5947 nt
Organism: Arvicola amphibius (Eurasian water vole)
Lineage: Eukaryota; Metazoa; Chordata; Mammalia; Rodentia; Cricetidae
Gene: Madd
Product: MAP kinase activating death domain
Exons: 36
Coding region: 277-5148 (1623 amino acids)
Biological process (GO): regulation of Rab protein signal transduction; regulation of apoptotic process
Cellular component (GO): cytosol
Molecular function (GO): guanyl-nucleotide exchange factor activity
Source: RefSeq, a predicted model, not a curated record